GAAAGACGAGGCGAGGCGAGGCGAGGGGAGGGGACGGGGGCAGAGGCGGAGGAGGAAGGCAAAUCUCUGAUAGAAAGAGCUGACGAGCUCGAGGACAGGAAGCUUGAGCGCGACAAUAGCUUCCUCCGCUGCCGCAGGGACGGUCGCUGUUGAUAGGCGAGGAGAUGGGAGCGGCCAGCAUUGCAUUGCAACUCGAUCGUCGGCACCCGGAGCUUUGGUGAUGCAGCUGGAGAAGUGCGCGAUUUCAAAUUCGGAUGUGUCAGCGGUCCUCAGGAAGGAGGAAGGACAGGCAGAAGAGGAGGAGGGAAGGAGGGAGUUUUGAUCGAGGCAGAGAACUCGAUCGAGCAAGACGAUAACGAGGUAGAGGCAGGGUAGAGUGAGAGCAGCAGGCGGGAGGAGCUAUGGGGUACGGUGACGAUGAGAAGAGUGAGGAUUAUCUGUUCAAGGUGGUGCUGAUUGGAGACUCGGCGGUGGGCAAGAGUAAUUUGUUGUCUAGGUAUGCCAGGAAUGAGUUUCACUUGAAUUCGAAAGCGACGAUUGGAGUCGAGUUCCAGACUCAGAGUAUGGAGAUCGACAAUAAGGAGAUCAAAGCUCAGAUUUGGGAUACGGCUGGCCAGGAGCGUUUCCGGGCCGUCACCUCUGCCUACUACCGCGGGGCAGUUGGCGCUCUCGUCGUUUAUGAUAUCAGUCGCCGAUCUACCUUCGAGAAUGUUAGCAAAUGGCUCGAUGAGCUGAGGAUGCAUUCGGAUGCCAGUGUUGUCACCAUGCUGGUCGGAAACAAAUGCGAUCUUCAUAAUGCGCGAGACAUCCCGACGGAAGAAGGCACUGCUUUGGCGGAAAGAGAGAGCUUAUUUUUUAUUGAGACCUCAGCCUUAGAUGCCACCAACGUGAACAAAGCCUUCCAAACUGUCGUCAAGGAAAUUUACAGGAUUGUGAGUAAGAAAGUUAUCUCCGCAGAUUCGAUACAGAAGGAAGUUGACAUGGGUGGCAGCAUCAGAUUGACAUCAGAGGUCGAGCAGCACGAUGAAGGUCAAACAAAGAGAUUUGGCUGCUGUUAAGGUUUAGCCUCUCUUUUGAAACAUUGUGUUUGCUUCCCACUACCAUUCUAAUUCAAUUAUGUCGACUCAGGAAGAAUUGCCUACUCUAGACACUCAUCGGUUCUCAACAGGGCUUGGAAGUCCCCAUUUUGUGAGUAUGUCAGAAGUGUGUAACCUAGUCCGUUUGAUAUAAAUCAAGGAUUCUCGCUCGUGAACCAGCAGCAUUGGACACUUGCAGUAGAAGAGAAUAUUGCACACGACACUGUGUGUGGCGGCGUUAAGAUCUCCGUUGAACAGGGAAGGUUGCACCCUUAGAUCGUGCGAGUCGAUACUGUUCCUUUGUCGUAUCUUUAGUUUCGACGUGUAAUUUUUUCAGCUAUGUAGCCCUCGUCUUUCUUUGGACUGAACGAGCUCAUGACCUAUGUGGUUGUAAAGACGAGCCGCAUGAUAGCGAAGAGUCAGCUAUUCCCCGUCACCCGAGUGAUGGAGAAUAGAGAAGUUGUCUCACAGUUCUGUGAAUACAUGAUCUAUACAUGUCAUUAACAUGUUUGGUGUGUAUCCACAUAUUUCUCUACUGAGUCUUCUUGCACACAUGUUCAUGCAAAGCUACCAUUAACGCGUUCGCCGAUAGAUCAUUAAUUCUUCGUCCUAAUUUUUGGGCA
Messenger RNA from Marchantia polymorpha subsp. ruderalis, 1699 nucleotides. The record is from the annotation of a GenBank genome assembly. NCBI's taxonomy places the organism in Eukaryota, Viridiplantae, Streptophyta, Marchantiopsida, Marchantiales, Marchantiaceae.